Molecule: messenger RNA, 7612 nt
Organism: Drosophila takahashii
Lineage: Eukaryota; Metazoa; Arthropoda; Insecta; Diptera; Drosophilidae
Source: RefSeq, a predicted model, not a curated record
GUAGUGCUGCAAAACACAACAACAACUCGUUCUCUUCGGUUCGGAAUUUUCAUGUGCCUAUGCAAUUAAACGAUUUCGGCCGCUUACAGACAGCUGUAAGAUAAUAAGAGCAGUUAUCAGAUAAUCGAGCCGUUCGAGGGGCAGUUAAUGGACGCAGAACUCGAGUGCGCGGCUGUGUGAUACCUUCUUUUCGAUUGCCAAAACCCAAAAACCACAAAAAAAACGCCGAGGGACCUACGUAAAUGCCACGGCCAGAGAUUCGAGAUUCGCGAUUCGAGAUUCCCAGUGACGACAGGCCUGUCAAGUGCAGCAGGAGUCCCGAGUGAUACGCCAUAGGUGGGCCCCCCUGUAACUCACAGUCAGGAAUCCGGGAAUCCAGGAAUCCAGGAAUCCAGGCGGCAGAGCACUUGCAGCCGCGGUGGCGACCACACGGCGGCUGGGCAGCUGGGCUUCCUAGGAAAACCGAGGAGAGGCAACAGUUAAUUCGAGCAAUUCGAAUGGCAUUUGUUUGUUUCCACCAAACGACCAAAAGAUGAACAAUGAACAAACGCCGUCAUCAUCGGACACAUCGGCGGAUCGUGUGGGAGGAUCUGGAUCUGGAUCAGGUUCUUUAUCUGGUACUGGAUCCGAGUCAGCUAUCAAGCUGCCCAUUCCGGACACGCCCAUCGUCUCGAUUGCCGCUGGGACGAUGAGCGAGAGCACCACGACGACCACCGCCACCAAGACGACGCCGACGCCGUUCCCGCAGGAGCAGCUCAUCACCAUGAUGUCGGACCAUGUGGCGCAACUUGACGAGGCUUCUGUUAGCCAGGAGGCCAAGGGAGCAGUGGCGGCUACCAACCAUGUAGCAACCAAGAAGUCAUCAUCCCCCAGUAAUAGCCAUAGCCACGCUACUAACCACGCUGCAGCGGCAGAAGCUGGCAAAGAUUCAGGAGCAGCAGCAGCAGCAGCAGGAGGGGAUACAUUCUCGACCGUCUUCGCCAUGCUGAACGAUACGCAAGGCGAAGAGCUGUCGCGACCAAACCGCAGAGUCCUCCAAUACGGGGCCACUGCCAAGGGCAAGACCCAGGACGAUCAGAAUGUCGGCAAGCGACAGAAGAAGAAAAAGACAAAAUACGAUACCUGGGAAGAUAGCGAUUUUAAUGAUCUCGACGACGCAUCAUUGAAGAAACUUCUCGAGGAGGCAUAUUGGUAUCGAAAUCCUGGCGACAGGAAGAACAAGAGCGAGCGAUUUCUGCAAAUGCUCAAAAAGGCUGAGUACGACGAGGAGAUCUCUUAUCGUGCCAUCAAAUCCUGCCUCACACUCAACCCAUCCGCACUAGCGUCCAGUGCAGCAGCGGCGGCAGCAGGCUCGAGCGGCGGGGGCAGCAGCAGUGCAGGGCACAACAGCGGCUACAGCUCCACCUCCACCUCCACCAAUCACCGGUCGACGGAUCCCGGCCAGCAGCGGCACAAGCAGGGCGGCUCCCUGCAGGAUCUCGUCGAGGCGGCGCACCGCAGUGAGCUGGCCACCACCUCGGCGGCGGCGGCUGCAGCGACGGCGGCGGCAAGCCAACGUUUCAACUGUGAUUACCAGCUGAGUGGCCGCUCCAAUCGCCGCCAGCAGCAGCAGCAGCAGCAGCACAACCAAAACGCCACCUCCUCCGCAACUGCAUCCGCAUCUAAGAAGAUCAAGAACUCAUCCGUCUCGGGCCGGCAGCGCGAAGGAGGCAGCCUGCCCAGCAGCGUUAACUUUGAGCCGGCAGCUGCCAUGGAUGCCAAGCAGCAGCAGAAGCAGCAGCAGCAGGAGGGAUCCGGAUCAUCGGCAGCAGGUGGCAGCAAGAACCACAGCUGCAGCAGCCUGCCCAGCCAUCUGGGCGAUCGGGAUCCCGAGGCGGGCAUCCAGUUCGACAUGGACGAGGACGAGGCGACGGGCGGCGUCGCCAUUAGCGGCGUCCCACACGACUACCUGUUGGAGCAAUUGGAGCCCCAGAAUCCCUCGAUGACGUUCCUGCUCGACGCCCUCAGUGGCCAGCAGCCCAAGCAGCCGAAGCAGCCGGCGGAGGCCCGGGAAGGCGGUGCCGCCAAAGAGUUCCUAAUCGACGACCCGCUGCACUUCUCCGUCCUGGAGGUUUCGGCCAGGAGCCAGCUGCAGCAGCAGGCCCACUAUCUGGCCGCCCUAACCGGGCAAUUCGGUCUCGGGCUGGAGGAGCAGAAGCGCAAGGUGGAGGCCGGCUAUGUGUCGCUCAACGACAACUACACGGCCUGCUCCUCGGUUUACGGCGGCGGCGCUGGUUCGCCAGCUGCCAUCGAGGGCAGCAAGCCCUCGACUUCCUCCGCGACCUCUUCCGGCGGCAGCAACUGCGGCGGCGGCGCCUCCUCCUCCUCCGACGCGCUCUCCGGCGAGCUGCGUCCCGCGAAGAUUGGACGCAUGGUCGCUGGAGCAGCGUCGACGGCAGCUGCGUCGAUGGGUGGCAAGGCCACAACGCGCCAGCUGGACGAGAAUGGCAAUGCCUUGAGCGAUGGCUUUGGAGGAGCCACUGGAGUGGCCACCAGCAGCAAUGGAAACCAGUUCACGGCCUUGAUAACCACCACAGUGGGCGGCAGUGCCACCACCUCCUCCUCGUCGGCCGCCCACCGUCAGAAUAGCGUGUCCACGCUGCUCUCCACGGGCACGAACACCACCACCACGGCCAUGGCAGCCGCAGCGGUGGCUGCAUCCUACAGCCAGCUGCAACAGGCGCCCAGCGGUGGAGCUGUUGCUGCCGGGCCGGGAAUAGGCAUUGGCAUCCAGCAGAAUCCCACCAAGCAGAAGGCCAAGAAGAAGUCGCAGCAGGAGAGGAAUACGACCACCGUGGACGUGGAGUCGGUGGCCGGCUAUCGGGGCAACGAUCCCGUCGAGCAGCUGGUCAAGUACAUCGAGAACGAUGUGAAUGGCGGAGGCGGGAACACUGCAGCGGGGCAGCGCAAGAAGGAGCGCAAGAAGCAGAACAAGCUCAAGAAGAGCAACUCGCUGGAGGAGCUGCGCAGCUGCUCGAAAAUGGAGGUGGACGAUUUGAAGCGCCAGUCGGCGACCACGGAGAUGAUGCGUCAGAAGAAGGGCCCAAAUAAUGCUGGCCCAAGCGGCACUUCCUCCUCCGCCGCCGCCGCCGGUGGCAAGCACAAUUCGGCCUCCGUGGCGGACAUAAACAAGAAUUGCAACAAGGAGCAGCAGCAGGUGCAGGUGCAGGUGCGGAAUUCGAGCAGUAAUCCGGGCGGAACGCAGCAGCGGAAGGGCGAGCGGCGAUCGUGGGGCACCGAGGAGCUGCAGUACCUGGGCGACCGCCAGGAAAUGUCUGCAGCCUGGUCGGAACCCGAAUCCCUGGCCCAGAAGCCACUCACUUCGCUGCCCGCCUUAACGCGCAUGUCCGAGCUGGACGCCCUGAACACUGUGCUCUCCGAAACGGCCGAGUUCCAUGUGGUGACCAAGAAGAAGAAACCAAAGAAGCAACGCGCCGUCACCAUGGACGAUGCGGCGGUGGCGGUGGCGGCGGCGGCCACCACGGGUGGCAAUUUGCAGCGCAUGCAGCAGAUCACCAAGUCGGCCUCCUCGAACAUGAUGUCCCAGCGGAUGCACUACUACACCAGUAGCAACAACAACGGAGGAGGAGCAGGAGUAGCUACCUACAAGCAGCAGCAGGAGCACUACCAGGCGCAGCAGGGCCAGCACCAUCAUCAUCAUCAUCAUCACCACCACCAUCAUCACCAUCAUGGCGGCUCGGCGGUUUCCAAUCAGGUGGAUGGAUCGCGUCGCAAGUCCACCUCCUCCAUGCCGCCGUCGGAGAAGUCCGACUCCAGUGAUCUCGACUCGGUCCACUCGCUGCCCAUCCAGACGGGCAAGAAGAAGAGCCUGGGCGGCGGCGGCGGCAACAACAAGCAGCGGGCGGCGCAGGCCGCCAGUCAGCGGCAGGCGAAGCAAAAUAAUAGCUCACCGGCGCCCAUUUCGUAUGCGGAUAUUGCGCGCAACAAGCAGGAGGCUUUGAACCAGGCCGCGGCCAGCGACACGGAACUGGAGCUCAAGGGCAGCAAGUCCAAGUCGCGGCCCGACUUUCCAGAGCUGCCAGCAGGGAAUCAGCAGCAGCAGCAACCGAUCGUUGUCAGCAAUCAAAAUACGGCGCCGUCCUCGUCCAGUUCGAUUAGCUACUCGCAGAGCCUGAAUGCCACGCCCGCCAGCAGCAGCAGCGAUGCGGAGUCGCUCAACUCUCCAGAGCUCCAAGUGGUAGCCUGCAGCCUGGCCACGUCCACGAGCAGCUGCGGCAGCGGCAGCAGCAGCAGCAGUUCCAGCGCCAGCACCUCCUCCACAGCCUCCUCCUCCGCCUCGCCGCCCGCGCUGCAGAAGUCGAAGAGCGUGGAGCACGACGCCAGCUACAGCUGCACAAGCAGCAACCUGGACCAGCAGUAUCCGGCGCUGGAGAAGACCGUCAAGCGGCACAGCACCAACAAUGUGUCCGUGGCCGUCGCCUCCUCCUCGGCUUCGCUGUACAACUUUGCAGCGGCAGCCAAGCAGCAGCUGGCGGAGAAAGCCGCUGCAGCAACAACUACUACCUCAACUGCAGUUUCAGUUCCAGCUGCUCCUGGUUCGUCCUCGACUCCCUCGCCUGCUGUCAAGUUGAAGGCCAAGCCAAAGGAGCUGUCUCCCAGCAGCAGCAGCAGCAGCAAGAAGCCUCCUAAAGAGGAGGCGACGUCGUCUUCGUCCAAGGCGACCAUUAGCACCAGCACCACGACCACGACCACGCAAAAGACCACGGCUGCCACGCAGACCGAGGGAGCCAAGAAGCUCAGCAGCAGUAGCUGCAUUGCCAAGGGAGCCGGUGCCGUUUUGGAGGCCACCGCCGGCAGGAGGGCGGUGAUUAUACUCAACGAUGAUCGCGAGGCGGGCAGGAGCAACAACGAGUUCAUUUUCGGGGACUUUAACGAGGAUGAGCUGAAGCUGUUCGACGAUAAUUUAGAGGAUGAAGUGCAGGCCGCGAAUAAGCAGCAGCAAACGGAGGCGGAAGAUGAGGCGGAAGAUGCAGAUCAAACAGAAGUGGAGAGCCGGGAAAAGGAAUCGCAGCAGCUGAAUGAUUCGGGGGCCGCUUCAGAUGCAGUCAACAGCUCGGCCAGCCUGGAUAUGCUCUCGAUUUCGGCGGAGACGGGACAAUCGUCGCCGAGCGCCGCCAGUCUGAUUAACUCGUCCACGCCCUCGGGCUCUUCGUCCGCGUCGGCCAGCACCUCCACCUCGUCGUCCUCGAUUUCGUCCUCCUCCUCCUCGGGCAGCAACGGCAACGGCGCCGCCUGUCUGGCCUCCAUUUCGGGCAUGCUCGGCCAAUCAGUGGCCAAUCAGUCGGGGGAUAGCGGCAUCUAUGCCGCAGCCAAUACGUCCAUCAAGGAGCAGGUCAACAAUUUCCUCAGCAAGGCGAGCAGCAGCGAGGAGACGCUGCCGAGCACCAACUCGAUUUCGAUGCAGCAACUGGAGACGUGCAACGACAUUGAGGCGGCCAUCAUAGCCGCCGCCCGUGCGGCAGCCGCUGCCCGGAGCACCAGCUGCAGUCGCAGCAACUCGCAGGAGCAGGAGCAGCAGGCCAAGACAAUUAGGUCGAAUUCAAAUACAAAUUCAAAUCCCAAUCCCAAUCCGGAGACGAAAGUAGCCCUGCCCGUGUUUAUGAACUACAACGACGACGACGAAGAGGACGACGAGAGCUUGCAGGAACUGAGCUUCAUGGCGGACCUUAAGGAUGCUGCGGCCACGACGUCCGCGGAGGCGGAGGCUCAGGAGGUUACUGUGCUGCCGCCGCCGCCGCCCUCGCGACCGGCGAUGAUGACCAACACGGAACUGAUUGUCGACUACAUCGCCAACACCUGGAAUGCCAUUGCCAAUAGCAAGUAUGUCACAUACUACAACGAGCGGGAGCAGGAGACCUAGAAAUCAGAUCAGCAACAGCAGCAGCAGCAGCAACAGCAACACCAAUCGCAAUAGCAACGUCAGCAAUAUCGGCAGCUGAGAACAGGAGAGAGGAGUUUAGUUCGAAUUGCAUGUUCCGAUGUUUAUAUUUCACUUUUUUUUUUUUUACUUUGUGCUGGGCCAUCGUUUAUACAUCUACCGAUAUCGUACAUACACUAUAAAUAAUUGCUAUAACAAUACGCUUUUAUGCUAAUUAAUGUAACGAAUCAAUGGAUUCGAGCGCGGCAGCGGAGGAUCAGGAUUGUCAGGAUUGCAGGAUUGUCAGGAUUGUCAGGGUGUGUCUGUGUUUCCAGUAUGAAUGCGAGCGAGUGCCUGAGAUUAGGAGUAUAGGAUCUAUUUAGAUGCAGGUCGAUAAUCGCCAGGAGAAGAUCGAACACGAACCCUCAAACCGUUCGUACAGCUGUGAAUAAGAAGGGAAACAUUACUAGGAAAGAGGAAAUUAGAAGAGAAAGUAAUCAGAAGAUCAGAGGAUCGAAAACAAGCUACAAGUGGAUAUUUAUUUAACGUUAGUUGACCGCGAUUUAACGAUGCGAUGCAUAGUGAUGUUCAAUCAAGCAUUUGGAUCUGCUUUUGUUAAUUUACAACCUUCUGGCUCCUUAAAACGCAACGUUUUACCAUUACUAUUACUAUUACUGUACUUUAAUUAUUAUUACUACUAUUACGCAAGCGUUUUUUUUUGUCUUUGUUUUUUAAACGCCCCACGAGAUCAUCGGAGGGCGUGCUAUAUUGCAAAAGCAGAAAUUAAAACUAAUCCUAGUUCUUAGACAGAGUCAACGUCGCGUGUACAUAUAUAUAUGAGACCAGAAGUUUAGGAGGCAGUUCGACCAUUGAGUUUAUGUGUUAGAGAGAGGAAAGAAAGAAAGAAAGAAAGCCCCACGGAAAAUAUUUGAUAUGUGUGUGUAUGAUAACGACUAUUUAAAGUAAACUAUGUAAGGCCCGCUCCUUAGCUCCGGCUAGCCAUAAAUAAGCCUCAUGAGGAAAGUAUGUUAGACAGCAUAACCGCAAAACAGAAAACAGAAAACCACAAAAAACCAGCAAAAACACUAAAAACUAUUAUGCACUUACGAAAAAUGCCGCCGUUUAGCAGGGAGAGCCUCAGAAGGUCUCUCCGAAGGGUAAAAAAUAAAAGAAGGAUAGUAGAUAUCGUAACCAUUAAAACAGAAAAUCGUAAAAAAACCAUACAAAAAAAUAACAAAAAAAAAGUUGAAGAGCAAAUGAUUUUGGAGACGGAGAAACAAAAUAAACGUUAAGUGAACUCGUAGCAUAAAAAGCGCAACUAAAUUGCUAUAUCUAGGAAUAUACAUUAUAUACGCGCAUCUAUUAACGUAACCUUUUUUUUGAUAAUGCAAAACGUUAACCGUUUAAAAUCGAGUAAUUAAGAGCAGGUAAACAGUUUAGUGUGAACAAAGUGUCAGAAUAAAAAUUAGAGAAACAAUACAGAAGUGAAAUUAUCUAGCGAGCGAAUCGAGGAAACCUAUUUAAAGCUAAUCAUUAAAGAACCCGAUCUGGAACGCCUACUCUUUAAGACCGAAUAAACAGAACAAACAGUGCGAAAUGUUUUCAAAUCUAUGUGAAACUGUUUUGCUUCAAUUGGAAUUUUAUGUGCUGUAUAUUUUGAGAAUAAACGUAAAGUAAAAUACCGAUAAAAAAAAG